CCAAGAUAUAUUAUAUAUGCUUUCGUGUUUAUAUAGCAAAGACAGAGAUUCAAGGUGAAUGUUGCCAUUAUUUUUUGACAGAGAGCUCGAGAGCAACAAGUGAAAAUUUAUUGAGAGGUUGUUCGCGUGCUUAGCAAGUGAAAUAAGAGAAGGAGAUGCCAGAAAUCAGCGCCAAACAAAUACAAUUAAAUAAAACAUUAAUUUAAAAAGCAAAAAAAAUAAUCAGGGGGUAAUUUUGUUAAUGAGAAAUAACAAUAAUAAAUAACAGAGUCUAGACUAGUCGCAAGGGGAAUCCCCCAGACUAGACUUUCGGAUUUUGGUUUUAGCUUAAAAUUUAUAUGCAACUUCUUAGAGAUAUUUCAGAGAUAUGAAAUAAUCUUUUUCUGUUCUUGGCUCACAGAACUUAGCCUACUCACACACAAUUCUAGUUAACCAUCAUACGCACCGUUGGCGUUUUAGCCUUGAACUUUUCCAUUAAGGCACACAUCGUCUCUGAACAAGGCAACAAAGAGAAAGAAAUCCACAUUAUUAUUAAUUGUAUUUUAACGGUAUAACGUAAAGCAAGCUGUUUGGCCAAAAUGUUUUGAAUAACUUCCAGAAAGAAACCCGUCCGACAGCAAUUUCUUGCUCUUGACUUGAAAUUCGCCAGCCAAGCCAUCAAUAAAAUAUAUGAAAAAAAAACCACAACAAAAUGCAAAUACUGGACAACAAAUAAUUUAACGAUAAUUUACAAAACGCUCCAGGCAAAAGCACCACAAAAAAAAACAACAAAAAUUAAUAAGAAACCAGUUGAAAAUUACAAAAAUAAGGCUUUUCGGUUAGUAACGAAAAUGUCUGGCAGAGUGAAGCUGCCUUUGGGCAGCCGGAGCUUCUUUUUCUUCGUCACCAGCAGCUGCUGCCUCAUCUUCUUCGCCAGCGCACAAGAUACUUCCAGCUACUAUUUCCCCUCGCAAAACCGAUUUGUGCCAUCAUCUGGAACCUUUCCCCGCCAGCAGCAGCCGCAGUCCCUCAAUGGUUUCCGUGCCAGCUCCGGCGGCUUCUCACCCGCUGCUCCAGGCUCCUACCAGGAGCAACUCCUUUUCAUAGCCAAUGAGAAUGCCAAGCAAUCGGCGGUGCCGGCGGUCAGUUCCCCCUUCGGCAGCGGUGCUCCAUAUGGUGGUGGCAAUUCCCAGUUUGCGAAACCGAAUCGCCAGACGGACUAUUACGAUAUCUCGCCACGCCCCUUUGGAGUGCCGGCAGCAUCGGCGGUAUCUGGUGCUGGAGCUGGAGCGGGAACUGGUGCAUCAGUGACCAACGGCUUCACACGCUCAAAGGCGAUACGGAAUGGAGCUGGCAAUAGCCUGAAUGGAGGAGGAUUCCAGCCGCAGACGCAGCGCAUCAAUGUGCCCCACCAGCAGACGCAAUUUCUGGCCCACUUCAGCGAGUCCGGGAACGACAAGCGUCCGGUGACUCCGUCCCACACUCGGCCGUUCGGCAAUGGCGGUGGCUUCUCACCCACACGGACACGGACCCAGGCUCCGGUUUCAGCGCUGCCGGAGAACCCAGCCACGCCCGCCUCUACGCCUUUUAGGCCCAGGAAUCGGUAUCAGCCGGGUAGCAGUGCCACUCCUUCCAGCAGCACCACCACGACCACGGACAGUGCCGAGGUCAGCAGCAAGCGGUACAAUCGUUUUGGCAGCAACAGGGUCAAGUCUACGAGCACCACCUCGACGACUCAGAACACGCCUUCAGAACGUCCAAGUUUUGGCAGAAAGUCACCCAAUCCCAGGCGUCCCGUCUUCAUCAGUCGCGAAGUCAACGAACCAGUGAGUUUGGUGAGCAAGAGGCCCUUCAAUUACAGCGGAGCCAGGCUGAAGUUGCCAGCCAGACCCACUGCCCGCACCACUAGCACCACCGAGAGUGCCGAGGAAGAGGAGGAGGAGGAAGCCCUGGACGAGGAUCAGGACGAAGAGGAUCAGGAAAACAGCGAUGAUCAGUAUGAACAGGAAUCCGAUGAGGGACCAGAGGAUCAUUCGCAGUCCUCUAGUUUGGAGAAACUGCCCCUCCAGGAGGAGAAUGUGACGCCAGUGACAGUGGCCAAGAAUGAGGCAUCUCUGCCAGCUGAGCAUUCCGAGGUCACCACCACUUCGGAAGUCGAUAAUGAGAGCAGCACCGCUAGCACCGAGGAAAGCCAAACGGAUGUCUCAGAAGUCACCAAUGCCGAAGUGGAAGCCACCACCUUGGUCUCUGCUCAGGAAGAGGAGAUUGCCGAAGAAGUCACAACCAUUAUUCCGCAGGAGAACCAGUCCACAGAGGAACUACAAGUGGAAGAACAGGUCGUGACCACUGAGACUCCAGUUGAAAGCACAUCCGAGCAGGAGGAAGUUGUGAGCCCAAAGGCGGUGGAGAAACUGGAAGAGGAACCCAAGCCAACAAAGCAGGAGGAGCACAGUUCUUCCAAGCAGGAAAGCCACAGCUCAUCCAAGCAGGAAGAGCAAUCUGAAUCCCAGUAUGACGAUGAAGGAGAAGGUGAGGAUUAUGAGUAUGAGGAUGAAGAAGGUGGCGAAGACUCAACCAAAGAGGUGGAAGCACAGGAUUCCAAGCCAUCGUCUACGCCCAGUGCCGAGCAUGUGGAUGAUCGCGAAAUCAUCUCUGUGGUAACCACCAAGAGUGUGGUUAAUGGAUCCACUGUUCUGCCUGCGCCAGUCACGCCUAGUUCCAACACAAUAACGGAGGAGGAGGGAGAGGAAACCCUGUCCGAAGCUAAAGUAGACACCACCACUCCCAUUAACUUGGAAACCGAAGAAAAGGCAUCCAAUGCCACGGAAAACUAUGUAGUGGUGGCUUCCAUCCAGCCCAGUCGCAGCAUCAACGGUGCCAGGUUCCUGCCCUUCCCCGCCAUCGAGCAGGAGGAGACCAAGCAGACCCUGUCCGAGCUGGAGCGGAAGGUGCACUCCAAGCAGCAGAAACAGCCAGAGGGCAGUGAAGAGGUCCCUGUUGUCAGCUCCUCCGUUCAGCCUCCGGUUGCCGCCUCCACCGAGAGCAUCAUCGAUAAGCUGGAUCGCGUCCAGUCAGAGCUGUCCAGCGGUCUGCUAUCCGGGAAAUAUCCCAUAAUCAGCCAGAUGGACUCCUCCACGCCGGCUACCAGCACAACCGCUGCCGCGGGCUCUGGUAAAUUCGUGCCCCACAUCAGGAAGUUCCAGCCGAGGACCACCUCUGCUCCCAGCACCACCAGCAGUGGCAGCAAACUCAAGGUACAGCACUUCGAUGAGGGUGAAAUGGACGAGCUGGCGGGACUCCUGCCAGUGGGCUUUAAGCCCAAAUCCAGCUACAAGAACCGCAAGAUUACAACAACCACGUCCACGACGGAGGCUCCCCCGGCAGAGCUGACAAAGCCCAAGCCGGGACGCAACUCCACCAUAAGUCGGUCCUUUAAGAGCGGCCAGGUGACAGUGCAGGACGUGGCUCUGGCGGGUCUCCUGCCCAAGGGCUAUAAGCCGCCCAGGACAACUACUACCACGACAACGACAACUAAGAAACCGGAUGAGAGCAGUGUCAAGCCCUCCUCUGGCCUGGAGAGUCUCUUCAGCGAGGUGAAGUUCGACGACAGCCUGGCCGCCCUUCUGCCCAAGGACUACAAAUUGAGCAGUACACCCAAGCCAGAGGUUUCUGUGGUGGAUGAUAUCUCCAAGUUCUUGCCGCCAGGCUACAAGGCGAACUCCACCACUCCCAGCUCCUCGACCACUCCCCGAAACCUGCCAGUGGCUGUGCCCUUCGAUGACUUGAGCAAGUUCCUGCCGCCCGGCUAUAAGGCUCCCAAGGAGAAGGAGCAGCCCAAGCUGCCAGAGGGUGUGACGCCCAUUAAAAUCGAUGAUUUGAGCAGUCUGUUGCCACCAGGAUUUAAGCUGAAUGAAACCGCCAAGGCGGAUUCCGAGAGCAGCGAUGAGAUCCCUGCCUCGCUGCUGCCACCUGGCUACAAGUCAAAGAAGGUUCACCCUGCCUCUACGACCACAACGACGGGCAAACCCAAGGCCGUGCCUUCCAGCACCACUGAAGCAGCCGCUGUGACCGAGAGUGGCGGAGGAAGUGGCCUAAAGGUUGUGUUCCCCAAGGGUUUCCACAAGCGAGUGGGUUCCCAUCGCCUAACAACUCCGCAUCCCUCUCAAGACGGCGCAGCCUCUGAGCCCAAAAAGGACGAGGGAUCACCGCAAGUGGUGAUCAAGAAGGGUCCCCCGACUAGAGCCACCACUGAGUUCACUGGCUGGCCAACACCGCCCACUACUCCGCUGUCCAUCGACAAGCUGAACGCUCAAACCAUUAACUUUGAGGAUCUGCUGACGGCCAGUGGAACAAGCAGUACCAGUAGCAGCACCACCACGACGACGAGCACAACGACGACGACGACACCGCGACCCACGAAACCGGGUCACUGCACCGCUGACUGCGAUCUGGCGGCCACCAUCAAGAUCAUCGAUGGUGUGGCCUGGAAACCAGAGCUGCUAGAUCACAAUACGCUGGAAUGGAAGAAUCUGGCCCACGAGCUGGAGGCACAGCUCAAUGAAGUCUACUCGGGAGCCUCGCAGCUAAACAAAUGGUACAAGAAGGUGCGCAUCGAUAGCUUCAGCAAGGGCAGUGUCCUGGUCGACUACUAUGUGGAGCUGGCCAACAUCACCGAGGAUGUGGAUACCCUGGAAAUUCGCCAGCUGUUCCAUGAUGCCCUGACCAAGCCAGCGACUCCCUCCGUGCCGGAUAAGGAUGCCCAGGAGAAUGAGACGGACAGCGUGUCGGGACCGCAGGAGGAGCAUUUGGUUACCGCCAGCUAUCAGAUGGGCAAAUACAUCAUUGAUCCGGUAGCCACAGAUUUUAGUGUCAUAGCCAAGAAUGUGCACACCAAUGUUGAAUAUGCCGAGGAGGAUCUGCUUAUACCCCAAUGGGCUAUUGUGGUGAUUGUUAUAGGCGUGGGUUCCCUGGUCUUUGUCAUCAUCUUUGGCGUCACAGUGCUGCUGAAUCGCCAAAAGAGGGCCAAAAAGGCUCCGAUUCCUCUGACGAAUGACAUGCUAAACGAGCUCAAGGUGAACCACAUGGGCGGUGUAGAUAACUAUGGCGUUGAUGAUUUCUACAACAUAGACGAUCCCUGGAAUGAUACCAAACAGCCCAUCAAGCCAAAGCGCUUCACCAACUCCAUGCACGGCAGCAACAGUUCCAACAUCUAUGACAGCUGGCGCUCCACUCGCCAUCCGCACACCAGCGGUGACUACUUCUAUGACCAACAGCCGACGUACUCCCAGAAGGGCGACUCCCUGAAGAGGCCGCAGCAUCACCACCAUCACGGAAGUCACAGCAACCACGGCCAGUACAGUGGGCGAGAUCAUCACCAGCCGCAGCAGCAUCAGCAGGCGUACGGACACCAGUAUCCGGAUGCCUUCGCCGAUGCCCAUCAGAUGUACAGCUACAACAACCAUGCGAGUAGGACGCGCUACUCGCGCGACUACGAUCCCGACUUCUGAGCAUCGGAGACCUCCUCCAGCCGGGGCACCAACUAGCUUUAGUAACCUGCGAACGAUUCGAGUUGUAACUUAAUAGAGUAAAGAGUAUCGUAUUUGUAAGGCUGCUAUAAUUUAUCGUAUGUUCUGCCGGCUGACCACAGCCAGGGCCCGGGCCCGGGCCAGGAGUUGUGGUCAAGCUAAGCUAUCUACUUUGUACACCCAAUAUAUGGAGCUGCUAUAUCCGGAUGCCUUACACUUCCUUAAUAUGUAUGCGUUCAAAGGAAAUGUUACUUAAUAGAACUUUGGGGCAUGCCCCGAAAAUAAAUAGUCAUGCACUCUUAGUUAAUCAUAGCCUAUAAGUAAAAAAUAGAUACACUACAUAUAUACUUUGUAUUAUUUAAAGUACUGGCGGCUUGCUAUAAUACUAAUAAUGUCGAAAACUAGACUAAUAAAUGAAAAAAUAUUA
Messenger RNA from Drosophila kikkawai, 5931 nucleotides. The record is from RefSeq and is a predicted model, not a curated record. NCBI's taxonomy places the organism in Eukaryota, Metazoa, Arthropoda, Insecta, Diptera, Drosophilidae.